AUGGUUUUCCGCCUGCAGGCCAUGGCUGCCACAAAAUUCCUCAUUCUGGUUCUGCACUGCAUCGUCCGGUACCCACAGACAGCCGGUGAAGAGCUGGACGAGGCGAUGCGCGAGCGCAUGCAGCAACGUGCGCAGCUGCUGAGCCUGGAGACGUCUCGGCUGCUGCAGGAGCUGGAGCAGAGCAGCCAGGAGCCGAGCAGCGUGGCAUGGGGAGCCCUGCUCUUUGCUGCCUUGCAGCAGUGGCAGUUCUGGGCCAUUGCUGGAGUCCUGGUCCUGCUCUCUGGGCCCUGGUGGUGGCUCAGGAAAAGGAGCCAUGAACAGGACGGCAGCAGUGACAAGCAGAUCUUAAGCAACGAGGAGAGCUCCAGCAGUGACAGGGAGCAGGAGGAAGAAGACGAGCAGGAAGAGGUGCAGGAGGAGGAAGAAAGUGAUGGGGAAGGUCCUGAUGAUGAGAGGGAUCUGGGUAGGACUUUUGCAAAGCGCAUCCAGUGGCCAGUGCAGAACCUGGCCUACCGGCGACGUGUGGUGGAGCAGCUGGCGGGUGACCUCCUCCAUGUCUUCCAAGGUCAAUGGUCAACUAGUUUCUCUCCAGUGCUGCAGCCAGCCAUCAAGGCGGGCAGCGCCUUUGAAGGUUGGAGUCCCCACGGGGACGAUGCUGUCUACUGCCUGCUCGUGCCCCCGCAGGCCCCCCGUGGGCACGCCUUCCAGCUCGAGCUGAGCACCGUGGGGGAACCGCCGGCGAAGGUUUCCUGCAUCCGCGUGGAGCUGGUGUGCACCUGCAUGAGGGCACAGCUUGUGGAGAACUUGCUGUGCUUCCUCCACCACCCCGAGGAGGAGCUGAGGAGGAAUCAGGACCCCAGCCUCCUAGACACCCUCUGCACAGGCUCCUACCUAGAUGUGCAGAAAACUGCCCACUGGUUCCAGCAAUUUGUGAGGUCAGCCUGGAUGCUGAUGCCUCUGUCCGGUCGCUACAAUAUGAAGGUGCUGCCCUCCAGCUGCUCCUGCAAGCUGCAGCUGACUAAUGCCUCCAGGAGGACCCUCUUUAUUGAGAUCACGUUGGGUGUGCAGCAAGGCGACUCGGACAUCUUCCUGAGCAGCCAGAGUUCAGAGGCCAUCUUCACCCCAAGCACAAUUUGGUCAGAGAGCUACGCUGUGGCUGAGAUGAAGUUCUUCAGGCACAUAGCCCGGCAGGUCCCACGUGACAGCUUCCACCUCAGAUGCCUGCAGCUCUGCGCUCGCGCCAUGGUGGGCACAGGCUUUUCCACCUAUACCUUGAACACAGCUGUGAUGCACCUCCUGACCACCAUACCCCUGUCAGGCUGGCGCAGGAGGGAUUUCCUGCUGCGGCUGCAGGAUAUCAUGCGAUACCUGCGCUGCUGCCUGGAGGAGAAACGCCUUGACCACUUCUUCUUUGGCAAUGAGAACAUGCCCCAGGAGAUCGUCUUGCCCCCAGCUUUACAAGCGGCCAAGCCACCCAACCUCUUCCAGCACCUGGCGCAGGAUCCAGCUGCCCAUGCUGAGGCACUGCAUGACUUCUAUGAGCUGCGUGAUCGGCUCACGAGACUGCUGAUCUAUGGAAACUGAAAGAGGUCUUCCAGAGCUGUGUUUGCAGGGCUCACAGCCAACGGCAGACAGUG
This is a messenger RNA of Phalacrocorax carbo (great cormorant), 1637 nucleotides long. Lineage: Eukaryota; Metazoa; Chordata; Aves; Suliformes; Phalacrocoracidae. The record is from RefSeq and is a predicted model, not a curated record.